Molecule: messenger RNA, 2286 nt
Organism: Saccostrea echinata
Lineage: Eukaryota; Metazoa; Mollusca; Bivalvia; Ostreida; Ostreidae
Product: out at first protein-like
Exons: 4
Coding region: 40-837 (265 amino acids)
Source: RefSeq, a predicted model, not a curated record
AAAUAUCAUGAAGACUUAAGUAAUUUUCUGUGUAAAAAAAUGUUGUUCAACCACGUAUACUUUGUGGUUUUACUCGUCUCAUUGCCAGUUACUGUUUCACAACUGGUCGUAAACGUUAAAAACAAAGGGGGCGAUGUAAUAAAAGAAGUUAUUUCAGGUAACACGACUUCCGAUGUUGUCGAGCUGCAAUUUCAGAAUACAGACGGCACACUCAUCAAUCAGUUCAUCGACUUCAAAUCGGAAGUGCAGAUUUUCCGUGCCUUUGUACUGAGGGAGGAGGAGCUAGGAUUUACCAGAAAUAAACCCAUUACUUUAUGCUUUGUGUCCAGAUUUAACAAGAAUGAGUUCAUUUCUUCUGAUGCAAUGUCUAAACUCAGACAGAAAAAUCCCACCACGAUUCGUAGCCCAGAGGAGGAGAAGGUUCCUGAGAUGCACAUCAUGGAUCUACAGAUGGACCUGAGAAAGACGAGUGUCCUAAGUCCCUAUAUCCACAAAGUCUGCCAUAAUGCCAAUCUGACCACUUACACCAAGGAAUCCGACAUCAGAAUCUGGUCACAAGCACUGGGACAGGACUUCAAUGUGCUGAUGUCCACUUCUAAGCAGACCCACCCUGGGAAGUUCUCUAACUGUAAAGACACAGCUAACCUGACGUCCCCGUGCCUGUGUCACUAUCAUAUCUGUGUGGGCUGGUAUCCAUGUGGACUGAAGUACUGUCGAGGGAAAGACUCCGCGGGGCGUUACGUCAGUUAUCGCUGUGGGAUUAAGACUUGUCAUAGAUUUAUAUCCUAUGAUUUUGUGGCUGACAAGAAAUAUAACUGCUUAUGGGAUGAUGUUUGAUAUAAUGAAUUUUUUGUAUUUGUUUAAAACUGUAUACUCUUGCAUUUUUGUUGGGAUUGUCAAGUAAAUAUUUGAUGCUAGAAAUCAUGAAAACUUAAAUGACUGUUCCUGUAUCCACAAUUUAUUUUACACUCUGUUUAAUCCUGAUAAAGUGAAUUGUGAAGGCCAUGUUUUAUUUUCAACCUUCUUUACGGUGGUAUGGUUUUAUUAUUGAUUUUGCAAGCAAGUACAUUAAUAUUAAUUUUAUAUACACUGUGUAUAUUUUAAUAUGAUGCGUGGAGGUGAAGAUUGAUUGAUCUGAUUUUUAUGAAAAAAUCCACCCUCUUACAUUACUUCUUCACAAAAGUCUGUUGAAAUUUUAAGGAGUGCUCAAUUUCACAGACAUUUCUUCCUGUAUUUCCCAAUGUGCACAAUGUGAUAAAGUACUUUAUGUGUAUUUGGUAUUGUUAAAGAUUUUUCAGUUCAUCACAGUUUUUAUACAUUAAAUGAUCAUUUAUUGCUGUUUGGAGAAUUAUGUAGGAGUUAGAAGGGAACAAAUAAUUUUUGUUAUUUAUAAUGAUGGUGCUACAUGUAUUUUAAAAUUGAAAAUUAAAUUCAUAUAAAUACACUUUUUACUCAUUUGCAUUGUAGUUUGAUAGAGUAAUCCUACAUUUCAAAUCACUUGAAAACCAAAGAAAACUCACUUGUUAUUUUUUUAUAGAUGAAUAUGCAUGUUAGUAACCCAUACACUAUACAAAAAAAACUUUAUAGGAGAAAAUUAUUCAGUGUUAAAAUGUAUUCUUUAGAAUAUGUGCCAAAUAUUGCUUAUCUGCAUGGUUGUAUAUGUAAAUAUUUAUGCUUUUGAUUAUAGAAAUAUAUUUUACUUUUCAUAUGCACUAAGUAUAAAAAUAUUGCAGAGAACUCCAUGUCUUUGGCUUAUAACAAAAAAUUACAUUUGAACUUUGGCAACCUUAUCAUUGGUUUUGUCAAAAUCCAGAGAUAAGUUGAAUUAUUGGACCUGACAUUAUUAUGAAUACAUAUUUCAAUCAAGCUAUCUUAGAUUAUUGGAUAUGCUGACAUUUUUUGACACUUGUAUCAUAUUUCUAGUCGGAAAUGUUGACAUUUUUGACAAUCUUGACAUAUUCUAAGAUAUCAGGUUUGACUGUAUAUACUUUUGAAGACUAGUGUUGUUUUAUGCUUUUUAUCUUACCAAUGCAUCAAUGGACAGCUAUGUUUUAGAUACAGUUUUCAUACUGAGUGAUCAAAUCAACAAUGUCCAUUUUUGUGUCUAAGUGUUUGAAAUAUUGUCUUGGUGCAUACCAUCUGUCAAGUGUACCUAGAAAUAUAUGGGUACCAUGUUUAAUGACUGAAGUUUUAAGAAAAAAAUCAAUUUUACGACACUGUUGAAGUUAAGUGGUGGAGAUAUGAUGUUAAUUCUUUGAAUUCAGUGAAUAAAUUUUUCCAUGCAAA